Fraxinus pennsylvanica is the source of this 1245-nucleotide messenger RNA. NCBI's taxonomy places the organism in Eukaryota, Viridiplantae, Streptophyta, Magnoliopsida, Lamiales, Oleaceae. The record is from the annotation of a GenBank genome assembly.
AUGGCUCCCGACAAAAAACCCAAGAAAGAUGAUGCUAAGAAAUUCAAGAAAAUGAAGAACAAAACUAAGACCAAAAUCAAGAAGAAGAAGAGCAAGAAUGUAAGCUCAGUUCCCAUGGAUAACAGAGCAAUUGAUUCUGAAUGGUGGGAUAUUUUCUGGCGUAGGAAUUCUCCGACGCUAGGUUCAAAUGAACCCUCCAACGAGGAAGAAGGAUUCAAAAUUUUCUUUCGGGUAUCGAAGAAAACUUUUGAGUACAUCUGUUCACUUGUAAGAGAAGAUCUUAUUUCCAGACCACCUUCGGGUCUCAUCAAUAUUGAGGGAAGGCUCCUUAGUGUUGAGAAGCAAGUUGCUAUUGCGUUGAGAAGAUUGGCUUCUGGCGAAUCCCAAGUUUCCGUUGGAGCUUCGUUUGGAGUAGGACAGUCCACAGUUUCUCAGGUCACUUGGAGAUUUAUUGAGGCCAUGGAAGAACGGGCAAAGCACCAUCUCAAAUGGCCUGAUUCUAGUAAAAUGGACGAAAUCAAAUCUAAAUUUGAAGCAUUUUCGGGAUUGCCUAAUUGUUGUGGAGCCAUUGAUGCUACUCACAUCAUAAUGACCCUUCCUGCUGUUGAAACUUCAGAUGAUUGGUGUGAUCAAGAAAAAAAUUACAGCAUGUUCGUCCAAGGAGUCGUUGAUAAUGAGAUGCGAUUUCUAGAUAUUGUGACGGGUUGGCCAGGGGGCAUGCCUAUUUCCCGACUUUUAAAGUGUUCUGGAUUUCACAAACUUUGUGAAAGUGGCGAACGGUUAACUGGAAAGGUCGGGAUGCCGACUAAAGGAGAGGAGAUUCGAGAGUAUAUAGUAGAUGGUGCUAAUUUCCCUCUCCUUCCAUGGCUUAUAACUCCAUACGAAGAUAAUGAUCUUGAAAUUCCUAUGUUAGAAUUCAAUCAAAUGCUUGAAGCUGCCCGAGCUGCUGCUGUUAAGGCAUUUUCAGAACUGAAGGGUGGUUGGAGAAUCCUAAGUAAGGUUAUGUGGAGGCCUGAUAAGAGGAAACUACCUAGUAUUAUCUUGGUAUGUUGUUUGCUUCAUAAUAUUAUAAUCGACUGUGGAGACAAUUUGCAUCCAGAUGUUGUCUUGUCUGGACAUCACGACUCAGAUUAUAUAGGACAGAGCUGUAAGCACAUUGAUCCUAUAGGCAGAACUAUUAGAGAAAACAUGACCAAACACUUGCAGCAUUGCAAAGAGAAGGCUUCUUGUAUUCAUAACAUCUAG